This is a messenger RNA of Haliotis rubra (blacklip abalone), 1551 nucleotides long. RefSeq names its product sulfotransferase 1B1-like. The coding region runs from base 96 to 1058 and encodes 320 amino acids. Lineage: Eukaryota; Metazoa; Mollusca; Gastropoda; Lepetellida; Haliotidae. The record is from RefSeq and is a predicted model, not a curated record. Gene Ontology annotation, cellular component: cytoplasm. Gene Ontology annotation, molecular function: sulfotransferase activity. Gene Ontology annotation, biological process: sulfation. The transcript is spliced from 6 exons.
AUUAACUUUAAGUGACAUGCCGCUGUGCGGUUGUCUGACCUAGAUUCGCGCAUAUCAGUCUUCUCCGAGUUGGUGCACCGAUAUAGGUCUCCAACAUGUCGUCAGAUAACAGCGAUGAAAAGUUCGUGAUGGAUCCCGACCAUGGGGAGAUACCCGAUCUGAGAAAUUCGAAAGGCCACGGAUUCUACUGUUUCAAGCAUGAUGGGGUGUAUUUGUACAUAGUGCAUCCCUCUGUGCUAAAGGGAGUUCGGCCUGCAGACCACCUCAGGAGUAUCAAAGAAGCCGAAUUGAAAGACGAUGACAUCUUUAUAUGUGCAUAUCCCAAAUGUGGAACCCAUUGGUUGUGGGAGGUUAUCGAGAUGCUAAAGAGUGGUACCAUCAAGUAUCAAAAGGAUGUCAAAGAGACCCGAAUGUUGGAAUUAAUCUCCAAAGAUGGAAUAGAAGCAGUGCCACAGCCACGUGUCUUCAACACCCACCUCCAUCUGCGCAUGCUCCCUAAACAGGUCGUGGAGAAGAAGAUCAAGUGUUUCCAGAUCAUGCGGAAUCCUAAAGAUGCCUGUGUGUCCUUCUUCAACCACUGCAGGGACAUGACUCCACCUUAUGAUUAUGAAGGAGACUUCGUGGAGUUUACAGAGGCGUUCUUGUCAGAAAAAAUGGCGUUUGGGUCCUACUCCACCUAUCUGCUAUCAUGGAAAGCCGAAGUGGCAGCUGCACCAGAGUUACCUGUCCUUGAUUUGUUCUACGAGGACAUGAAAUUUGACCCUGUCAAGACUGUGAAAGACGUCGCCAGAUUCCUAGGCCUGUCAUCAACGGACCAGUUCUGUGAAGAGGUUGCGGAUGCUUGUUCCUUUAAGAAGAUGAAAAAGGUUGACCAGGAAAUGAAAGGUGACGCUCCCAUCAAGAUCUGGGCAGAUGGCAAAGAAGGGACAUUCUACAGAAAAGGUGAAAUCGGAGACUGGAAGAAUUGGUUCACUGUGGCAGAAAGCGAGAGAUUUGAUCAAAUAUGGAAUGCCAAGAUGAAGGAUUCUGGGUUCAAGUUUACCUAUACGCCUGUGUGAGGUCAUGUAAAGAUACUGGUUCGUGUUAUCCGAUACAGUGAAAUUUGUAAGACCCAAGACACUGAAUGUCAGUGAACGUAAAGCAUUAACGCAACAAUUUGCGUUUUAGGCCGAACCUUACGGGAAAUGUAACCUCUCAUGUACGUACAUUUUGUUUAUUCCUUUUAAAAUGUUUCAUUUUAUUGCAUCAGUAUAUCCUCUGUUUAUCAAACAAACCCUAAUUUUAACCUGGGUAUUUAUAGUUUCUUGCCUUGACUGGAACGUUAGCUAUGACAAAUUGAUCGUCGUGCGGGAAAUACUGUUGCAGAGCCCUGGGCCAGUCUCCGACUGUUAAAGUACGUAGGGUUGCAGUAUACCAAAUCUCUAUUUUCUGAUGGUGUUAAUUGAACUGCAAAUAAUAAACCGGCUUUGAAAACGACACAGCAAAUGUGUGUUUUCGUAUGCGUUUUAACGUAGAUUUUUCCCACUUUUUAUAAUACACUGAUAAUAUUUA